Molecule: messenger RNA, 3414 nt
Organism: Amoebophrya sp. A120
Lineage: Eukaryota; Dinophyceae; Syndiniales; Amoebophryaceae
Source: the annotation of a GenBank genome assembly
AGAAAAUCGUUAGCGACGAGUUUAGACGCCAGUCAAAAAUCCGACGACCCGUAAGCCCUCAACUGCAGUAAGUUUUUCGUACCGCUGCUUUUUCCGAUGUCUAGGCACGCCGUGUGAAUACAACUUCUAUUUAAGAGACAACGUAAAGCGCAAGCCUGAGCGCAAUACGUCGACCAUGUAGCUCCAACCCACGGCUCUUUGCUCUGCUGACCAAGGGGCAUUUUCGGGGCUGCUUGGCUUGGACGCACGUAAAUAAAAUCUUCACAUCUGCCUGUACCUGCCGGUACGAAAGCUGCAGGAACGAACACCGCGUGGAGGCGUUUAGAUGUAAUUGGCGUGAAAACCGCGCCGAUAAGAACGCAAGGUCGUCAAACUGCGGUCGAGAAGAAGAUCCUCGGGAUCGGUUUCCUGAGCAAGCGUGACAAAGCCGAGAACGAGAAGGACCACGUGGAACGACAACGAGGCCGCUCGACAGCAGCAGCUGCAUUGCCCUAGAAGAGGGACACGGAGCAGCACCAUGAUCGACUCUCUGUUCAUCAUCAGCUCCACGGGGAGCUUUGUGGUGGAGAAGCACUACAAACUAUGAAAUGCAAAAGCAUCGUACUAGUAUAAAUCGCAUGACAAAUCUCCUCAGCAUGAGAAUAGAAUUUGUAAUGCGGAUUCAACUUGAGAAAGAAACUUGUAAUGCAUGAAUGCGAUUAGUACGAGUGUACGACUACGAUACUUUUGCACAGGAUACAAACAGACCGCGCCGCGGUCGGUCUGCGAGCCCUUUCUCGAGUACCUGGAGACCAUCCGAAACAACCACCGCAGCCCCGACAAGCGCAAAUCGUUUUCCAAGGGAAGCUUAGCCACCAGCGGCGGGAACAGCAUCAACGGGCGGUCGCCGUCAAAAAGAAGAAGACGGGUGAACGCGAAAACGGAAAGCAGGAUCGUAUUUUUGAUGUAUAAGAAGAGUUUUCGAUUGGCGUGAUUUAUUCUGAUGUGAUGUGCACGUCGUGCUCCUAUUCAUCUGGCUUGACAAAUAACCAGGAACAGGCUAUUGUAAUGAAAAUCCUUACCUUUUUCAUCUACUCCAGGUAGGCAGCCUUCAUCAGAUUCCGAAAAUAAUACGAGCAGACAACGAAAAAAUGGCGUUGAUACACAUCUGCAGGGACAGACUGGUCUACUUGGCCGUGGUAACGAAGGAAGUGCCGCCACUGUACAUAUGAUGAUUGAUGGCGUAAAUAGCGGUUCCUUCCCUUGUUGUUUUCCCCCAACCCCAAGAAGCUCAAUUUGCAAGCGUCAGUUGCAAAUAAUUUUCUUUCGUCAUUUACUUUUUCUUUUUGCUUUCCGUUUAUAUGUCCUCGGCAAAAUAACCUCCUACUUCUUUUGGAAAUCAUCGAAAUACAAAAAAUAAUAGCACCGUGAUCGAGGUUCUGGGCGGGAUUCACAAAGUGCUUUGUCGCUACUGCUUCGCGUCCUCUACCGAGCAGACUCUCACCGAUGAUUUGCUGCGGCAGAACUUCUCCUCCGUCUACCUGCUGCUCGACGAAAUGAUCGACAGCUCCGGCGCGCCCUUCAGCCUGGAGCUGAAUUCACUGGAAAGCAUCAUCGAUCCACCCUCCACGCUGAAGAAGGUGACGCAGGUGGUGGCCGGCGGCAAGCCGAAUGUGGUUCGAAACGACACCGUGGACCCGAAAGCGCAGAAGAGCUCCAGUCCGGACAGCAGCGGGUAUAUCGCGGACACCUGGAACACGCUUUCCAGCACGCUGGGGGCCGCGCUGGGGCAGACACCGGCAAAAAUUGGCGGACCCUCCGACGAGGUGUGGUGGCGAAAGGCCGAUGCGAUCUACACCACCAACGAAAUCUACGUGGACACGGUGGAGCGCGCGGACAUGAUCCUGGACGAGAACGGACUCAUCAUCGCGGGGGGCAUCGUGGGCGAGAUGCUGGCCACCUCGAAGCUCAUAUCCCACAGAAAAAAGCAGGCAGGUCGGAUUUGUAAUGCAAAAAUAAAUACACUGAAAAAUCUGUCAUAGGCGGCCCCAUAGCGUGCUGCUUAGCAUAUGCAAUGCAGAUUGUUCUGUGUAUUAAUUUAUCUUUGCAUUACAAAUAUGACCUGCCUGCUUUUUUCUGUGUGAUAGCUCAGCGGCGCGCAGCCGGAGGUGGCAAUCUCGUUGAAAGAGCCCCAGGUGCUGGAAAACGCGUCCUUCCACCCCUGCGUCAAAUUGCCAAAGUACACCGCUGUCUUAGUCCCAGUUGGUCUAGAUCUUCAGAUUUUCCAUCCGCAAAGUUACUUCGACUUGAAGCAUCUGCAUUGGAACUUUUAUGCGCCGUCCAGCUCGUCACAGACAACCAAAAUCAACAAAAACAUCAUUCUAGGUUCGAUCGCGACAAGGUUUUGCAAUUUGUGCCUCCCGACGGGCAGUUUCAGCUUGCCAGCUACUGGCGCAACGACAGCAACAUAAAGCUGCCCUUCCACUUUCGUGGCUCGCUGGUGUAUCACAGCGACAAGGGUCUGCUCGACAUCGAGGUCUCGCCCAGACUAUCGAUCACCAGGCAGAAUAAGGUAAGAUGACCGGCGGUGCCGCCAAGAAAUCAGAUGCUCGAAAAAUCAUGAUGGAAGAGACAAACAUCAGGAGAAGUUCGACAUUGAGGAUGAUUCUUUAUUUUGAUUUUGCUUCAAUUACAAAACCUCCCAGGUGGCAGUGGAACAGUUCAAGAUCGAGAUUCGCGUGCCCGAGUCCAUCGCCGGCGUGACCUUCGUAUCCUGUCGUGCAAAAGUAUUGUACUCGUACUAAUUGUAAUUGCAAAUAUGCAUGACAAAUGUUUUCCUCAAGGUAAAACAGCAUUACAAAUUGCAUUUGUCUUGCUGAGAUAGUUUGUCAUGCAAUUUACAGUAGUGCGAUGCUUUUGCAAUGCAUACUUCGACGACAGCAUGGUGGGCAGGUUUGAUGAGAAGGGCCGACUGCUCGUGUUGGAGAUCGGGAACCUGGAGACCAAACUGCACCUGAAGGCGGUGCUGCGGUACAGCAGCAAUGCGCAGAACCAGCCGGACGUGCCCUGGGAGGAAAAAGCCGUCGCGCGCAUCGACUACACCGUGCGUGGCUGGGUAGCCAGCGGCAUCCGCCUCGACAGCCUCGAUGUGUUGUCGGUCAGUUACACACCGUACAAGGCCUGCCGCUAUAGCAGCCACGGGGGAAGAUUGGAAAUGCGGCUAUUUAACUCCUGAUAGAUAGGUUCUGAAGUAUAAUGAACGUCGCAAGGACAAGGAGGUGAUGUUGAUGACAGAUGGCAUCUUUGGGGUCACCUGCGAACUUCACUUCGUUCUGCAGCUCCUUGUGUGACGAACGCAAGAUGAAAUGCAGCUGCUGCUCUGUAGUUUUCCUAGAAACUAUGUAUAACAGUCACAAUCUGAGAAGAGUGAACAAA